AUGUCCUUCAACCGCCAGAGACAUAGAAAGCGGUACCCAUCUGGCACUCUCUCGAGCCACAAUGAGUUUCUGGGAUCAAGGCCGUCACUGUAUCGACUGCCUCAUUAUGAGUCCAAACGAAGUUCACGUGGGCUUGGGUAUGGCGAUGGGAAUCACGACAGAAGAGCUUCCUCAGACUACAACCCUACGCCGGAGCUGUCAGUGCAGACAUCCCCGACAGAGGCCAGGAAAAGACUCAACGGAAACGGGAUUACGCUGAGCGGCAAGGGAACAGGUGUAAAUUCUGUUUCUACUCCUCCGUAUAGCUCUUCCGAGCUGAUUGGCGAGACGAAGCUCUCAGGCACCAACGCUGCAACUGGUGAAAACCCAGUCGAUAACAGAUUCGAGCAAUGUUUCCAUCACAUAUCCCACUUGAGCCUGCGACCUUUUCGUACCCCGGUGGAUAUUCUAAAGAACUACCGUGUUGUGUAUGAUCCGGAGCUCGAUGCGUCUCUCCCGAAAGCUGAAAAGAAACUGGCAUCAAGAAAACUACGCUUUCAGACAGAACACCACGAGAGCCCGCCUUCAGACCCUCGUGUGAAGAUGGGCAUCCAUAAUUACUUCUCCAAGCCUAAUAAGGCCUCAAAAAAGCUACAGUUCAAACACCUACCCCAGCCUAGGUUCGUCUACGACAAAAACUCCCUAGGGCUGCCGCCUUUGACAGAGUUGGUGGUUUGGGAUCUCCCAAGUACAACGACAGAAGUCUAUUUUUCAAACUUUUUUGAAUCUUUCGGCUCCAAGGUUAAGGAUGUGAAGUUUUUGAAUGACUCCACCAAUGCGGUUCCCCUUGGUGUGGCGACGUUCUCCUUCCAAGGUUCUCCAGAGAAGGCCUCGAGAAUUGCAAAGUCUACGUUGAAACGUAUACGACAAGAAGCUCCAAAGAUUGACGGUGUGGAGUUGAAGAUUGGCCUUAAUGACGCAGAUGGCCGCCUUCUUGACACCAGAAUCAAGGUAGCAAAAGGACAACUCCAAGUGGAAAGACUCAAAAGAGAAAAAGCGGAGAAAAAGCUCCAAGAAAUAAAGAGGAGAAUAGAGAAAAGGGAAGCAAAGCAGGAGAAAGCCAAAGAACAGGCACUGGGCAAAUCUCCAGACACAGAAAAGUUCAGGUCCCCUCAAGAUACCCUGCUUCCCAGCAAUAAUACUACUACUAAAUCCAAGAUCCACAGAAAUCGUGUUGUGGAAGGUUGCGAAAUCCCAGGAGAACUCGUGAAGUAUGUGAAGAAUAGACCAUUCUUAUUUAUUGCGGACGGGUUUGUUCCCGUCAACAAAAUCUCUUCUCAGGACGUGAAGAAGACGUUAAUGAAAUACGACUGGACUCGAGUAUUGGUUGACAAAAAGGGAUUUUAUGUUGUCUUCAACUCGCUCAAGGAGUGUUGCCGUUGUUACAAGUACGAGGACGGCUUGAGAUUCUUUGAGUACCGUAUGUUCAUGGAACUUUGUGUUCCCAAGGACUUCGACCCCGAGAAAACAGCAUCCAGAGUCGAUAGCAGCCAUGAAACCGGUCAUGAUAUUAUUGAUGAGGCUACGAAUAUGCUUAUCAAAGAAUUCCAGACGUUCCUAGGCAAAGACAUCAGAGAGAGAAUCAUUGCUCCCACCAUACUUGAGUUACUUUCGCCUUCGAACUACCCUGAGCUAAUGGCCGAUCUAAAGAAGAAGCAAGAGGAAGAAGAGAUUGCGAAUAAGAGAAAAAAGGAGGAAGAACUCAAGAAGGCUGGAACUCUUUCGUUUCUCCAGCAGAAGCGAAUCGACGAUAAGAAAAGUGACCCUAAUAAUGACCGUGUAUUGAUGCUUCCAAGCUUUACCAAAAAGAUAGGUGUCUCUUCAGCUAAGAAAGGCAAGAAGAUCAAAAGUAUGUUACCAAUGCAACAUGCAUUGAACUUCGCUGAUCAGGAUUCUGACGCUUCGGAUGAAGAGGAGUCAAGCCGGUCUGUGACUCCCGCUCCAUCCUUGAAGAGGGAAAUGUCGCUGGCAAUCACGUCGCAAGAAGACGAGGCUCCAUCAAAAAGACAAAAGAAGUCCAAACUUCGUGAAACCUUUAUGUAUGAGGAAUCAUCAGAAGAAGAAGAUGAAGAGGAGGAAGAGCAAGAAGUCAGCGCUGAAGCAAUGGAUGUUGAAGAGAGACUCGAGCCCGAAGUCGAGCAAAAGGUGGACGAAAUUUAUGCUUCAACAGAGACAAGUGGGCCCAUUCCAGUACUUGAAGAAGUUGAGCAACAAGCAGGGAGCCUAUUUGACUUACACAGAUUGGAGAAUAUUGUCCGGGAUGACGAGGACAUGGAAUUGGCUCGCAAAGUUCUUGCGGAUGUCAAACCAGCACAAAUUAAACAUCCUGAGUACUGGGCAUGGAAACAGAAGGAGCUGUCGAAAGCAAUCGUGUCUGAAGAAGAGUCCAUUGGUGUACUUAGUGAGCAUUUGGAGAGCUCUACUGGCUCAUUCAAGAGUGAAGGAUUCAGGAAAAUCGCAGAUGCAGACAAGAUUGAGUAUCUUCCGUACCGCAGAAAGAUUCACAAACCCCUCAAAACGGUGCAGCAUGACGAAGAGGAUCAUAACAAUAAUGGUACUGUCAAUAGCGGAACACAGAGCUCUCGUGUGAACCGUGCUAAUAACAGAAGAUUUGCUGCCGACAUUAGUGCACAGAAGCAGAUCCUCAGUACUGAGUCAGACAUUCUCAAUUUGAACGCGUUGAAUAAACGAAAAAAGCCUGUGUCUUUUGCCAGAUCAGCCAUUCACAACUGGGGUCUCUUCGCGUUGGAGCCUAUUGCAGCGAAAGAAAUGAUCAUCGAAUACGUGGGAGAGAGUAUCAGACAGCAGGUCGCGGAGCACCGCGAGAAGAGUUACUUGAGAACAGGUAUCGGGUCCUCUUACCUUUUUAGAAUCGACGAGAAUGUUGUCAUUGAUGCCACCAAAAAAGGAGGAAUUGCAAGAUUCAUCAACCACUGUUGCAAUCCUAGCUGCACGGCAAAGAUUAUCAAGGUGGACGGCAAGAAAAGAAUUGUCAUCUAUGCCUUGAGAGAUAUUGAAGCCAACGAGGAACUCACUUACGACUACAAGUUUGAGCGUGAAACCAACGAUGCAGAGAGAAUUCGUUGCUUAUGUGGGGCGCCCGGAUGCAAGGGCUACUUGAACUAA
Molecule: messenger RNA, 3165 nt
Organism: Candidozyma auris
Lineage: Eukaryota; Fungi; Ascomycota; Pichiomycetes; Serinales; Metschnikowiaceae
Gene: SET1
Product: histone methyltransferase SET1
Exons: 1
Coding region: 1-3165 (1054 amino acids)
Cellular component (GO): Set1C/COMPASS complex
Molecular function (GO): protein binding; nucleic acid binding; histone H3K4 methyltransferase activity
Source: RefSeq, a predicted model, not a curated record